CAGCCUGGAGAGGAACAGAAGGAGGAACUCACCUUACAACACAAACAACCAAUACUCGUCCCAACAGAACACCACCAACCGGGGGGAUGGGAGACAAGAUCUGUGGCCACAAGCUUUAAGGGCCAGGCGGAGAAGACCAGGCAGAGGAGAAAGUGAAAGUAGCACGAAAUUGGCGGUUGACAGGAAACAUGUUGGGUUGUCAGUUUCCAGCACACAGCUCCGCACAUGUGACACAGCUGGAUACUGCUUCAGACAGCCAGCACUGUAGAGAAGACUCUUGGGUGUUUUUGUGGUGGUUAUUUUAGCAUGGCUCCUCAGGCAGACAGCACAUUCCCAGGCCUUGGAAAGGGCUGCGAGUUGAACUAGGCCUUCUUUGGAACGGUAGCUAACUGGUCUCUUGCAUAUGAAGGCCCGCUGUGAUGACACCAUAGAGCUCACACACGUGUUCAGCAUGGCCACUGCAGUUCAGCAGACUGAGAACAUCUGGGAGGAUGCAAGCAAGCAUGAUGAUGACAGUUUGCAGCUGGCAGAUCCAUCAGCUUUUCCAGCGGUAAUUGUGGAGCAAAUGCCACACGCCCACCUCCUCAACUACUCAGGGCUGACUUGUGAGCAGUCACUCUCAGGUGGUCACCUAGGAACAAGUCUGGAGCAAGAGAGUGUCGAGGACAUGCCACAGCUGACAGUGGAAGGAUAUCACAGUGGUAAUGAAGAUACCAUGGAAACGGCAGAGGCGGCUGAAGCCUUGCUCAAUAUAGACUCAUCAGGUCCUUUGUCCCAAGAUGAAAAACAUCUUUCCCAUAUAUUGUUUACUUCUCCUCUUGGAGAGGGCACCCCAGUUAUGAUGGAUGGUAUUAUUGGACACCAACAGUGGGGCCAUCUUCCAAAAGAAGUAAUACCAGAUAACAAACCAAAAGCUAAAAGAGGUAGAAAACCCAAACGACCAAGAGCACAUUCCCCAAUGCCUGACAUCACUGUUAAAAAGAGCAAGGACAGCAAAGGAAGUACUUUGUACCUUUGGGAGUUCUUGAUUGCUUUGCUGCAGGACAGGAAUGCCUGUCCCAGGUAUAUCAAGUGGACCAAUCGGGAAAAGGGCAUAUUCAAGCUUGUGGACUCCAAGGCUGUGUCUCAGUUGUGGGGAAAACACAAAAACAAACCAGACAUGAACUAUGAAACCAUGGGAAGAGCUCUCCGAUACUACUAUCAGCGUGGUAUCCUGAAUAAAGUUGAAGGUCAGAGACUGGUGUAUCAGUUUGCAACAAUGCCAAAGAACAUCGUAUACAUAGAUGAUAAUGAUGAUGAUGAUGGCUGUAAUGGUAAUGACUGCAGCUUUCAAAAUGAGGAGGACGACGAAGACCCCUCUAGUGACCGAUCUGUUAAAGAGCUGAUAUCCUUAAACCACAUGCCUUCGUCACAGUCAAAACUCUUUGCCUCAACCAAAGCUCCGAGCAGCAAAGGUCGUCGGGCAGUAAACGGUAACCAGCGCAGUGUAGCAGUACAUUCCAGCGAGGUGAUGGGCACCACCAGGGCCACUCGGCCCUUGGGCCUCAUUCAGCAGCAGCACCUCCCCAUCGUUUCUGCCGAGAUGCUCAGGACUCUCCAGAAUGUCCAGUCCAUCCAGCCAGGCCAACACGGGUCAGUCUUCCGCACUGCCCAGCUGCUGGAGAGUCUCCGUGAGAAACAGGACACCAUGGAGGGCCAACAGGAGCCGCUGGAGGGCCAGGCUGGGGAAGGAGAGACGGAUGUCCAGGCCACCCAGAUUGUCACACUGCAGUUAGUGCCGUUAGCAUCCGACGAUCAAGGGAUGGAUGGGUCAGUAAUGACCUCUCCUCAGUUCAUCAUGCAGACCAUUCCUGACUCACAGGAGGUGACCCUUGUUGUGCAGAAUGUUGCAUUAGAUGAAUCCCUGCCACAAUCUUGCCAAGAAGGACCCACCCACUGUGAGGUGGCUACCUCAGGGUCGACUGGCGGAGACAACACUUCGGUAGUGACGUUUGUUGAGGGAAAGCACCAGCUGGUGUCGCAGCCUUCUGGAACCGUUAUCCAUUCUGUGGUCACUGCGACUGAAUCGAAACAGAUCUCGGGUCAAGCAGAGCCCAAAGAACUACCUGACACCAUGGUGCUCUGUAGAGGUCUCAAUGGCUCCCAACAUGUGCACCAGAGUGCAGAUGUGGCUAUGAAGGGCACCUCUGAAAUGAAGAUGGAGCCCCUAAGUGUUGUCAUCAUUAAUGACUCUUGGGUUGGUUACACUUCCAGCAAUGAGUCUUCAGGCUAAACUCAGGCUAGAUCUGGAAUUAAUCAUCCUUUGUCCAACACCGUAAAGCCUUACACCCCACAUUCCCUUGGGACUUGCACAUGCACUGGAAUUUACAGGCACUCCUUUUCCUUUUCUUGCCAUUUGUUUGCACCAGUUUGCCUUGCUAUGCUAUGGCUUCUUUUAGGUAGGCAUAGGAUUCUUAUUCAGCUUUUUUUCUAAACUUGAAUCCUCCCUCACAUAAGUGCCCUAAUGCAUCAUACUGCAAUGUUAUGCCUCAGGGUUGUACUCUGACACAAUUGAUAAUGUCAGUAAUGUCGCCAUGAAAUGGAAGGCCAAUCUCUCUAGAGUGAUUCAUCAUAGAUGGAUUAUAAUAUUCCUGUUUAGCCCUUAAAAGCUAACUGCAGCUACUGUAUAUGAUCCACAGGAGAGAUAGGAAGGACUUUGAGACCUCAGAUGCACAGAAAGGUUGUAUGUUAAGACGUGUGUUUUGCUACCAACCUCAUUACUAAAACAUAACAUUUACUGGUCUUUAUUAUCUUCCUUUAUUCUAUAUUAGUGAUACUGAAUGUCACGUACGCCAUCUUGGUAAACUGCUUAAGGGGACACAAUCAUAUUGUGAUUAUAUCAUGAUUACAAUCACGUUCGCAUAUUGUUACAUACACCCAUUAAUUACAGAGCUCCUAGUCUUACCUGGACCAAAUAUAUGACAUAUCUAUGCAUAUUAACAAGGGAUGCUGUAUUUUUGAUGACCAAAUAAAUUUUGUUACUAGGAAAUUUCAUGGUUUAAAUUUGGUAAUGCUCUACUGAUUGUGUUGCAUUUAUCCCUUAUGUUUAGGUGUUUUUGUUUGUUUUGUUUUGUUUUUUUAUAAAUAUACCUGACCAAAAGGCACCAAAUAUUCAGGUCGUACAAAGUUCUGGCAGUCAUUUCAUGUUACUCUGUCUAGUAUGUACUAUAUAAUGUGUUCUUAGAAGCAGCUAACAAUAAACUGUAGCUUCUUCUAAGAUGGAUUAUAGGACCUGCUCAGUGACUGUCUUACUGUAACACAUAUUUAGUUAGAAGCAGGAUGCAGUCUGAUAUGAUUUUCAUAAAUGUGGCCUGUGUUAUAAUUUGCAAAUAAGGUUUUGUCAUUUAUACUGGAAAAAUUCAGAAACAAUGGAUGUGAGGGACAAAUCUAUUUUUGCCUUUUUACCCAAAAUUUUUGCUGUGCAUAUUUCAGCAUUGUUUACUAUAGCCUUUGUCUCAAUUUGCAUAAAAUUAUCCUACAUGGCUGAUCUUCACAACAGUUUCAAAUUUUAGGCACAAGAUAAUUAGCAUUCUGUGUAAUGUCAGUAUAAUUUGUUUCAUUUAGAAAUCUGACUACUUGGAAUGUUUAGUUUUCAUACUGACUGUGCAAUCCAUUUUAAUUCUACAUUUACCUUCUUAAAUGAGCUGUAUAUUUAAAAAAUACUCAAGUGAAGUGCAUUUGUUGAUUACAGUUUUAGACAGCAAGCUAUUAAAUGAACCUCUGACCGAAUAGACAUUCCUGUUUCUACAUUAAUUGUGAUACCAAGUCAGGCUGUUUUUAUUUUGUGUUACAUGCUAUAGUUCUGACAAUUGAAUUGGGGUUUAAUGUGA
Messenger RNA from Electrophorus electricus (electric eel), 3869 nucleotides. The record is from RefSeq and is a predicted model, not a curated record. Lineage: Eukaryota; Metazoa; Chordata; Actinopteri; Gymnotiformes; Gymnotidae.